AUGUCAGAAAAUGGCCCAUGAAUGACAUUCCUUGCACAUUACCACAGUAUGAAAUCUCAAGAAAAAGCUGCCAAAUUCAUGAAUUUCAGAUCUAUUUUGGCAUAAUCUGAUACCAACAUUCCACCAUUUUUCUCAUAUUUCUUUAUAAGUUUUCUUGAAUUGUUAUAAAUUAUGUAUGCUUUCUUUGAUUCGCUUACAUUUGGCACAGAUACAUGCUGAAGACCACUUUUAAUUUUUCACAGAGGCAGCCUCAUUUUUUAUUCUUGAACUUGUGUUUCAAAAAAUUGAUUUACCCUUUUGCAGAAAGGGAUCAGAUCAGGGGUGCCUAAAAAUUCUAGUUCAUUUCUUUUCGCUGCAAUCCAAAGAUUUUGGAAGCUCAUUAGAUUCCUAAUGCCAGAAACCCAUAUUAAAAACCACUUAUUUCGUUUUUAAUUUUUCAAUUUUAUCUCAAAGAUUCCACCUUGGGUACUUUUGAAGGGUGAUUUACUGCUUUAAGAGUACUCCGAACUCAAGAAUCACCCUAUAUUCCUAGAUUUUUUUGAUAGCGUAUUCUACUCGAGACUUUUGUCUAUUGUAUUGUCUAGUCAAUUCCAUACCCUUCAUGUAUAAAUCACCUUUAAGCAGAAUGCUAGGAGGAAAUGGGAUGUUGUAUGCCGUAAUUGGUUUUGCUUCUUGUUUAGUUUUCAUAUACAUGUCAUUUGGGGAUCUAUGGAUCGGUUUCCAUGGGAGAAGUACUUCGAGUUUUGUGAAGAGGAAUGGAACUCAGUUCAUAGUGGAUGGUAGGCCUUUUUAUUUCAAUGGAUGGAAUUCUUACUGGAUGAUGGACCAUGGUGUGGAUGAAUCAAGAAGACCCAGAAUCAGAGAGAUGCUGCAAACUGGUGCAAAGAUGGGUCUCACCGUGUGUAGAACCUGGGCUUUCAAUGAUGGAGCAUACAAUGCUCUACAAAUUUCUCCUGGUAGAUUUGACGAAAGAGUAUUCAGAGCGUUAGAUUACGUUGUUGCAGAAGCCAAUCGGCAGGGAAUAAGGCUGAUACUAAGCUUGGUGAAUAACUUGCAAGCAUAUGGUGGAAAGACUCAGUAUGUUAAGUGGGCAAGGGAAGAGGGUAUUGCUUUGAGCUCUUCUAAUGAUUCGUUCUUCUACGACCCAUCAAUUCGGCAUUAUUUCAAAAAUUAUGUCAAGACAGUCCUAACAAGAAAAAAUACUUUCACUGGGAUUGAGUACAGGGAUGACCCGACUAUCUUUGCAUGGGAGUUAAUUAACGAACCCCGCUGCUCGACUGAUCCUUCUGGUGACACACUCCAAGAUUGGAUAGAAGAAAUGUCAUAUUUUGUGAAAUCAAUUGACCCGAACCAUCUAGUGACUGUGGGUCUUGAAGGAUUCUACGGCCCUAAAAACUCAAAAAGGUUAAGCUUCAAUCCCGAGUACUGGGCAGCUGAUCUUGGAUCUGAUUUUACAAGAAACUCAAUGAUCUCAACUAUUGAUUUUGCCUCAGUUCAUAUUUACCCUGACCAUUGGUCUCAUAUUCAGAAUUUCGAAUAUAACCUAAGAUUCGUCUCCAAGUGGAUGAUCUCUCACAUCGAAGACGGUGACAAAGAUCUAAAAAAGCCCAUAAUGUUCACCGAGUUCGGUUUGUCUAACGAAGACUUGGAUUUUGACCCCUCUCAACGAGAGAGAUUCUACAAAGUCAUUCUCGAUAUCUUACACAAGUCUGCUAAACGGAACAAGUCUGGAGCUGGGACUUUGGUAUGGCAGUUUGUGGUCGAAGGGAUGGAAGAUUUUAAUGACGAGUUUGGCAUUGUUCCAUGGAAGAGGCAAUCAACAUAUCAGCUAUUUACAGAACAGUCUUGUCGACUGGCAAGAAUCCAAGGAGCUCUUCCUUCACAAGAAAAACACUUUAAAAAAUUGUGCGCUCAAAGAUAGGUUAAGAAUGUAUUGUUUUUCCUGGACGAAAUUCUAAUUCUUGCAGGCAAAAUAAGGUUGUAUGCUUCACUAAAUGCAAUUUAUCUGUCACACAUAUAGGUUUAUACUUUCAUCAUAUGAAACAUUUGUGCAGAGAUUUGCUGCCAAUUCCUUUA
Olea europaea var. sylvestris is the source of this 2076-nucleotide messenger RNA. Its product is annotated as mannan endo-1,4-beta-mannosidase 2-like. Gene Ontology annotation, molecular function: hydrolase activity, hydrolyzing O-glycosyl compounds. Lineage: Eukaryota; Viridiplantae; Streptophyta; Magnoliopsida; Lamiales; Oleaceae. The record is from RefSeq and is a predicted model, not a curated record. The transcript has 5 exons. Bases 602 to 1921 code for a protein of 439 amino acids.